CGCAAGGCGAAUGUUACGCCGUUGUCUGGGGAAUCCAGCACUUCCAUCUGUAUCUUUAUGGACAGAAGUUUCCUCUAGUGACUGAUCAUGAGCCACUGCUGGCUCUGAAGAGGCUCACUAAUUAUAUGGGCAUGAUUGGGCGUUGGGCGGUACACCUACAGGAGUACGAUUUCGACAUCGUCCAUCGGAAGACGGGGAGGCACGGGAACGUCGACGGGUUGACACGCCUGCACCGACCAGCUAAGUGGUCAGCUUGCUUAGAGGAUCGAACGGGAGGUGGCAGCUACCCAUCGUGCGCGGGGUAUCUUAACCCCCGGGGGAUCAUCGACGUCCUUUUCUUUCAGCCUCGAAUAGUGGAGGAAGAGACAACAGUGGCAGAGGAAGCGGACGUAGAGGAUGGAAGCGAAGAAGAAACCUCGGAGGAAGAAGGAAGCUACAGCGAGUACAGCAAGGAGGAAUCGGGGGCAAAGAGUGAAGAAGAAGAAGAAGAACAAGAAGAAGAAGAAGAAGAAGAAGAAGAAGAAGAAGAAGACGAAGAAGAAGAAGAAGAAGAAGAAGAUCGGUUGCAGGAAGAGGAAGGAUCUUUGUGGGAGACUCUAGGUCAGGAGGCGGAUCACGCAGAAGCUCAAGAGGAGGAUCCCAAGGCGGCAGCGCGAGGGAGAGAGGAGAUCGCGGUCGGAAAACAGCCGAUGGAGUAUGCAAGGGGCACGGAUUUGCCGAUCCCGAACGCCCCGACCAAGGAUCCCGAGCCACCCAAGAACGGCGAUGGGGACCCUACUGCCGAGACUUCGAGCGCACCGCGUGGAGGCAACGGAGUCGAUCCCCCUCCCCAUCCCCCCAUCCCCCAGUUCGAAUACGUGUCUGAUGCGGGGCAUCGGGCUUCGUCCUCGGUCGUUAUCCCGUCGUCCCCUUGAUUACCUCACCCUCUGCCAGAUUACCAUCCCGGUCCCUUUUCCCCAUAACCCCAUGGUGGUACCCGCUUCCCUCGCUUCCAUCGGAUCG
This is a messenger RNA of Chara braunii, 1002 nucleotides long. NCBI's taxonomy places the organism in Eukaryota, Viridiplantae, Streptophyta, Charophyceae, Charales, Characeae. The record is from the annotation of a GenBank genome assembly.